AUGUGUAAUCAAUAUUCAUUCUUUGAACAUUCCAACUGGGAUUGGGAUGAUAUUCAUCCUGAUCUUACAAUCAAAUUAUUUUAUGAUUUAAGUUUUACAAUUGAAUGUUCAAUAUGUACUGAAGUUCUUUGUAAACCAGUAACUAUAAGAUGUGGCCAUUCCUUUUGUUAUAAUUGUAUUUCCAAAUGGUUUAGAACUGAGUUAAUUUGUCCAUAUUGUCGAACUAUAGUUACAAAUGCACCAAUCUUAAAUUAUACCUUGAAUGAAAUUGUUGAUAAUUUUUUUGAAUUUUUAUCUGAUCAUACUGUUGAUGAUGAAGAAAGACGUCGAUUGAUAUUGAGUAGAAGAGAGCGAUUUAUUGCGUUUGAUAAUGCAUUAGAAUUGAAUGGGUUAUUUGGAAACCUAUUUAUUCAUUUGAAAGAUUAG
This is a messenger RNA of Hemisphaericaspora subhashii, 426 nucleotides long. Its product is annotated as PSH1. The transcript is spliced from 2 exons. Bases 1 to 426 code for a protein of 141 amino acids. NCBI's taxonomy places the organism in Eukaryota, Fungi, Ascomycota, Pichiomycetes, Serinales, Debaryomycetaceae. The record is from RefSeq and is a predicted model, not a curated record.